Molecule: messenger RNA, 2984 nt
Organism: Ceutorhynchus assimilis (cabbage seed weevil)
Lineage: Eukaryota; Metazoa; Arthropoda; Insecta; Coleoptera; Curculionidae
Source: the annotation of a GenBank genome assembly
AAAACUUUUCAUUUUCCAAAACAACCUAUUUUCUCAAAAAAAAAAAAAAAAAAUGCUUUUUAUUUAAUUUUUGAAUGGUUCUAGCAUGUCCAACGAUGAAAAUUCAUUGGGCGAAAAUCGCCAAGUGCCUGUGGAAACAUACAAGUGUUCUCAGUGUAACUUUUACACAAACCACGAAUAUUAUUUGCAACAACACAAUCUGACCCACGGCCUACAAGCCCUGAUGGAGCACUACAGGCGAAACAAUCAGCCUUUCGAUUCGAAUACCACAUCUAAAAUGUUACAAUGUUCAGAAUGUAACUUCCAAACGAAUCAGGAACCUUUUUACAAAGAACACAUUCAAACUCACAAUAAUUACAGAGUUCCAAUGCAAGAGUUUGAAGAUUAUAAAACUCCAGUGGAAUCGUUUGGGUUUGAUACUGAACAUGUUAAAUUAAAAAGCCAGCAAAGUACCACUUUUGAAUGUCCCGUUAAUUGUUGUACGUAUGAAACUCGUGAUGAAAAUGAAUUGAAACAACACAGUUUCAAUCAUGAUUUACAAACUCCUUGUCCUGAAUAUUUUAGAUGUUUGAAAUGUGAUUUUGAAUCGAAUCAAGAACAAGAAAUGAAAAGUCACAUUGAAGACCACGACACAAUGGACUCGAAUCCGGUUGCAAAUGAACCUCAACCUGUUAAAGAAGUUUUUAGAUGUAAUAAUUGUGACUAUGAAACAAAUCUAAAAGCAUUUUUAAAACGUCACAUGCAAGUCCAUACAAUGAAAAUAGAGAUAAAACAAGAACCACUUGAAAAAUACCAAUGUUUUCAGUGUAAUUUUGAAACAGGACAUAAAAAGUUUCUAGAAAGACACCGAUUGAGCCAUAAAAAAAUCAAAUAUUUCAAAUGUACCAAAUGUAAAUUUGAAACUUUAUACAAACGCAUUUAUUUGCAACAUUUACAAGCUCACAAAUCAAAGACAACUAAAAGUACUAAGACAAUAAAAUGCGAAGAAUGUUCCUUUGAGAGCAGCUCUGAAGAACAAUUGGAUAUUCAUAAGAAAAUUAAACAUACUGUAGGCGAAAUUGAUGCAAAUUUACACAAAUGUAAUUUUUGCAAGUAUCAAACUAAUUGGGAACCUUGUUUGAAGAGGCAUAUUGAAAGAGAGCAUUCAAAAAUUAAAAACGAAAAAAUUAUAAAAACUGAAGUAAAACAAGAAAAUCUUGGCCUUUUCAAAUGUGAUAAUUGCGAUUUUUCAAGUAAAAGCAAACACUAUCUUGUUUUACAUUUGAAAAGGUCCCACAUAAAAAUGGAAAAGCCCGAAGCAAAAUUGAAAAUCAAAUCGGAGAAAAAGGUGAAGGAUUUUGAUUGCAAAUUUAGAAAUUGUACAUUCCAAACCUCAAUUAAAAGCAAUUACGUGCACCAUUUGAGGAAGCACCAGAGUCAGAAUCCCAGGAGGAUCAUUUUUCAUUUCUGCGAUUUGUGCGACUUUAUUGCUAAAACUGAAGGGAAUUUGGAGGAGCACAAGAAAAAAAUGCAUCUUAAUCAUUUAAGACAAUUCUACAAAUGCAACCAGUGCGAUUUCAAGACGGUCUUCAAGCACAGCCUGAAAACGCACUCGAUAAAACACAAAACCUACACUUGCAAUGUUUGCGACGAAGAAUUGGAAUCGGCCUACGCCUUGGUAAAACACAGAAGAACGCAUCAAGUGAAUCCGAAAAAUCGAAUUUAUUUGUGCGACGUUUGCGGUUUCCAAAGCAAAAACGACCGGUCACUAAAGAUGCAUAAGAAAACGCACAAUCCGGAAUUUAAAUGUCCGGAUUGUCCUUUUCAAACACACAGCAAGGUCAAUUUCCAAAAUCAUUGUAUAAAUCACAAAAGUGCCGACGAAGUAACAAUGUUCCCCUGCCCUCAUUGUUCCUAUCAAUCGCGCCUAAAACGAAACUUAGCCUGGCACAUGAAACGGCACGUGGACCCAUCGAAAGCCCAAAUUUUCAAGUGCCCAUCAUGUGAAUACCAAACGUUCACCAACGCCCAACUAAAGUCCCACUUAAUGGUGCACAAGAGCAAAGAAGAAGUGAUAAUGUUGCAGUGCGAUUUUUGCACGUUUGAAACCAAGAGAAAAUCGAACAUGGUUCAGCACAGGUUGAGGCACUUAAAGGAUUCGCCUGAUGUUCCUUUGUUGUCUUGUCCUGAUUGUAAUUACACAACUGUGGCGAAAAGGCAUUUGAAUAAACAUAGGAAGACUCAUAAUGUGAAUCCAGAUAAAAUGUUUCAGUGCACUUAUUGUCCUUAUAAAAUCCAUAGGAAAGUUUACUUGAUGAGGCACAUGGAAAAUCACAAGACAGUUGAGACUUAUGGGGCAAAUGACCAGUGGCAAAGGUACACGUUUCCUCCUCAGCCUCAAAUGAAUAUAACUGGAGUUACCGUGGUACCUAAUUUAGGUCAGAAUUUGCCUCAUAAUUUGAUGUAAAUUGAGGUAAUGUUUUUUUUUUAUAACGGCUUUUUAGGUUUAAUUUAAGUAUUAUUGUGUACAAAAAAAAAGUAGCUUUAACAUGACCAUAAUUAUUUAUUUAAACAUCACACUUUAUAUACAUUAAGUUUUAUGUGCAAUUGAAAUUAUUUUAUCAUAAGCAAUAUUUUAAUUAAUUUGUCCCAGUGUCCUUUAACUUUAUAUACCCACUUUUAUUUUAAAACUGAGCAACAAAUGAGUGUGUCCUUAUUUUAUAUGUAUAACUUAUAUAAGUAGAUACUCAAUAAUGUAAAAUUAAAUACAUUUUAUAUAAAAAAAUUGUUUUCGCCAUAGACUUUAUUUGUAGGCUUCUCUGAUGGUUUGUAGAUUUUUCUUUUCAGCUCUGCUAGUCUUGAAUACUUUUUUUGUUUUCUCUUUUCUUCUGGUCAAGUUUGUCAAUUGGUUUUUGAACAUUUCCACCGGGUCGAUUCUCUUGGGGAUGUGCACUUGCCUUAUAUUUCUACCGCAAACGUAAAAAGUUGCAAGACAUUUUUGAGCU